This is a messenger RNA of Puntigrus tetrazona (Sumatra barb), 1275 nucleotides long. RefSeq names its product transcription factor HES-5-like. Gene Ontology annotation, cellular component: nucleus. The record is from RefSeq and is a predicted model, not a curated record. Gene Ontology annotation, biological process: regulation of transcription by RNA polymerase II; regulation of neurogenesis; anterior/posterior pattern specification. Gene Ontology annotation, molecular function: RNA polymerase II cis-regulatory region sequence-specific DNA binding; protein dimerization activity; DNA-binding transcription factor activity, RNA polymerase II-specific. The coding region runs from base 58 to 510 and encodes 150 amino acids. Lineage: Eukaryota; Metazoa; Chordata; Actinopteri; Cypriniformes; Cyprinidae. The transcript has 2 exons.
UCAUUCCCAACACAACUGACUUGCUCUCCUCAGAGAAACACCUCUCCAUCUGAAAGAAUGGCUCCAAUCUACAUGACUGACUACUCUAAACUUUCCAACAAGGAAAAGCAUAAAUUGAGAAAACCAGUUGUGGAAAAGAUGCGUAGAGAUCGCAUUAACAACUGCAUCGAGCAACUCAAAUCCAUGCUGGAGAAGGAGUUUCAACAACAAGAUCCAAACACCAAGCUGGAGAAAGCCGACAUCCUAGAGAUGACGGUGGUUUUUCUGAAACAGCAGCUGCAGCCCAAGACUUCGGCUACAAAGAAAGCCCACUUUGAUGGCUACUCUCAGUGCUGGAGGGAGACCAUGACCUUCUUAUCUGGUAACACUAAGGUGGACACUGUACGUCAGCAUCUGAACCACUACCAAGAAGCCCAAAGAUUGUCUAAAGAGCUCACUCACGUGUCUCCAGCUGCCCAUCAGUCCAGCAAGGUCAAGCAGGAACCAUGUGCUCUCUGGAGACCCUGGUAGACCAUGAAAGACUUCCACUGAAAAACUAGAUGGUGGUUUUACCAUCUCUAAUGCUGUAGGAGAUACACAUUUCCAUUUCUAUGUUUGUUUCAACUGCUUCAUAUUGAAGUCCCAGUUGUUUUAUUCUUGAUAAGAUAUUUGCCUUUUGUUGGUCUAGAGGCUUUCCCCCCCAGUCCUAAUGUUGUUUGGCUUGCAAACAUUGAUAUUUCUCAGAAUCUGAGCUCUUUGUAAGGACAUUCUUUUGAUGCAACCUUUUGUAAAGGCUAAAGGAAAAGAAUAUUUGUUCUCAUGUGGACACUGUGUGUCUGUCAUUGCCUUUAAUAAAAAAGCAAAUAAUUCUUAAAUAUUUGAAAUCAUUCUUUCAUUGAUGUAUAGUGUAUGUAUUAUACUUAAUAAAUAGCAAUGAAGUCAUCACAUAAACACUAUACACUAAAAAUAGUAUACAGUUCUUUUCAGUGCAAAGCAAAUAUUUGGAUGCAUCAAAUAUUUUUAAAGAUGUAGUUGCACAGAGCUGAAUAAAAUAUGUACAAAGAUAAUUAAGCUUACAUAAUGAUGAAUCGUUACUAUAUAAGUUCAGAUAAGUUUGCAAAUCCCUGAACAUGUUUUAGUGACAUGUUUAAAAUAUAUUUAACAUGCAAAUCAAUGAGCAUUAUGGGUUAUUAUAAUUAAAGCAAAUAAGUAAAUAAAUAAUAACUGAAGUUGUUACUUGAAAUAAAUGUUAGCUAAAAAAUAAAAAUGAAUUUGAUUUACUAAAAAAACUACACC